Lodderomyces elongisporus is the source of this 2733-nucleotide messenger RNA. RefSeq names its product Hap43p (gene HAP43). Bases 1 to 2733 code for a protein of 910 amino acids. The record is from RefSeq and is a predicted model, not a curated record. Gene Ontology annotation, biological process: regulation of DNA-templated transcription. Gene Ontology annotation, molecular function: transcription cis-regulatory region binding; DNA-binding transcription activator activity, RNA polymerase II-specific. Gene Ontology annotation, cellular component: RNA polymerase II transcription regulator complex; nucleus. NCBI's taxonomy places the organism in Eukaryota, Fungi, Ascomycota, Pichiomycetes, Serinales, Debaryomycetaceae. The transcript has a single exon.
AUGAGUGCUAAAGGACCAAAUAUAGCACCCAGGGGUAUACCGGCUACUACAACCUCUACAGGCAAAACAUUUUCUCACACUAAUAUCAGCACAAACUCUUUGCCCGCAUCAGGCCCAGUCUCCUCUAGAGCCCAUACCGUAUCCAGUGCCGCGACUGCCCACUCACCAAUAGCUAUGGCUGGAUCAUCACCAUCUUCAUCUUCAUCAUCAUCAUCAUCAUCAUCAUCUAUUUCCGCUGGAUCAACCCCACGUUCCUUUUCAGCUAAUAGUCCCCCAAACUCACGACAUCCUUCCAUCACCAUCAACACCACUACUCCUUCUUCUGGUAACACUCCAGCAGCAGCAGCAGCAACAGCAACAGCAACAGCAAUAAAAAUAUCAAAGCCAGUGACACUGAUUAUGACGUCCAAAGAAUGGGUCUUGCCACCAAGGCCAAAACCUGGUAGAAAACCAAGUGUCGAUAUCCCUGCUUCGAAAAGAAAAGCACAGAACCGUGCCGCGCAAAGAGCAUUCCGUGAGAGAAGGGCAACUAGAGUACAAGAACUAGAGGAAAAACUAAUGGAAGUUGAAAAGGAGAAAGAUAUCAAGGAAAUGACCUUGAUCAAUACCAUCAACAAGUUGAAAGCUGAAAAUAGUUUCUUGGCAAAAGGAAUGGAGCAGUUACGACAGGAAAUGAAUACAUUCAAACAAUCGCAGAACCAAAUGAAAAUACAGAUACAGCAGCAACAACAACAACAACAGCAGCAACAACAGCAGCAACAACAACAACAACACAUAGAAACACAAGCACAACAAAGUCUGAAUACAGGCUCACGAGGAAGGAAACCAAUACAACCAAACUCCCCCCAUUUUUUUAUACCGCAACAAUCACUUUCCCCACAACAACAACAACAACAACAACAACACACUCAAUAUCCUUCACUAUUUACUCAUAGUAAUCGCCCCUCUCCUAACAAUAGCAACUACAAUAAUAACCAUAUCCAUAAUCAUAACAACAACUCCAAUAUAUCACCUGCAAGCUCUUCUUACUCACUCCAACAAAUAUCGCCUGCUCCUUCAGCCGACCUGCCUCCACAAUACCAAAGUAUACGAACACAAAGACCAACAAUUACCUCGUCAACAUCUAAUCAGACAUUGACACCAGCAUCAAACAAUACUACACCCGAUAAAUCUAUAACCACUCAAACGGCAGCCAUUUCGAACAUUACCAAUAAUACCAAUACCAAUAACAACAACAUCGAUAUCGAUGCUUCAAAUUUCGAUUGUGGUGUAUGCAGUAGAGAAGAGUGUCUAUGCGAAGAGGUUGGUUUGAAGGAACCCUCGAAAACUAAAUCAAAGACUUCAUUGGAUGAUACCUUGGCUAACCAAUUGGAAUCAUUUAAACCAGAGGCCGCCGUCACACUCACACGCAAAAAGAGGAAAGCCACAAGCGUAGACGAAGUAAAGGAAAUUGAUUUUACACGACAGUUUACUACAAAAACUAAACCUAUGCCCGACUUGAAGAAAUUGAAAAAGACCACCACUUCUGCUUUAUCUGCAACAAAGCCACUUAAAGGCGGUUGCAAGUCAUCUAGUAAAACGAACACAGCGGAUUCAUCUUUUGAUGAGGCUUCACCAAUGGAGAAUUGCGGAUUCUGUUCGGACGAUACACCAUGCGUGUGUCGUGAAGCAGCAAAGGAGGCAGCAAGACUCAAUGCUUCAUUGAACGGACAAGACAUGAACGUGAUUGUUGAGGAGGAGGAGGAGCAAGAGGAAGAAGAAGUUAGAGGGGAAAAACAAAGAAGUAAUGUAGGUGCAGGAAUAGAUCUGGGUGAUGGAACAGGGAGAGGCGAAGAUUAUAUUGACUUCUCGGAGAGCCGAACACUACCGCCCAUCCAAUUCAAUCCUGAAAUCAACAACAACAACAACAAUAAUAAUAAUAAUAACCACCUAUUCAGAAAAUCAUCGUUGCCAGUAAUGCAUCCUGGACCAUCCGUUGAAAUAAGAGAAAUUACAAACCUCACUCCUGGGGCAGUACCUGUUAUGACGCGCAGAAAUGAGGAGCAAAAUCAACUGGGUCAAGCCGUAACAACUCCAACUCCUAUCACAACACAAUUUACUGAAUCAUCUAAAGAUAAUAACUAUAAGGACGAUAACGAUGGAGGAUGCACAGGGAAUCCAGGUACUUGUAAACAAUGUCAAAUGGACCCUAUGUCUACUUUGUUUUGUACUACUGUUGCAUCAAAAAGUAAUGAUUCCUCAAUCCGUCCAAACUUGUCCAGAAGCGGGUCAAAUACCAUGCUUCUGUUGAAUUUUGGAAAUAAAUUUGACCCCAUAAACAACAAUCACAACAACGGCAGCAGCAACAGUAAUAAUUCAAAUAAUGCACCAUCGCCCAUUCCACCACCACUUUUGGCGACUGCAAGUUAUGGUAAUAACAACAACAACAACAACAACAAUAACAAUAAUAAUAAUAAUAUAAACAGUAUUACUGGUACUAGCGCACCUAGUCCUGGAACCAACGGUUUCCUUGGAUCUGGUGGAUCGUCUGCGUCUUCUACUGCAGUAAGGCUUAAUAAUGGGGGAAUGUUUAUCCCCUGUGCUGAUGCGUACAAGACCUUGUCAAGGCAUAAGAAAUUCAAUAGCGUUGAUUUUAGUACAUUAGUUGGCAAACUUACAACACGAGGUAUGCAAGUCGAAGUACAGAGCGUUGCGAAUGUUUUAAGGGAAUUGGACCGCAGAUUGUAUAACUAA